This is a messenger RNA of Paramecium tetraurelia, 1233 nucleotides long. RefSeq lists its product as uncharacterized. The transcript has 2 exons. NCBI's taxonomy places the organism in Eukaryota, Ciliophora, Oligohymenophorea, Peniculida, Parameciidae. The record is from RefSeq and is a predicted model, not a curated record.
AUGUAAUCUUAUUCACGAAUUAAAAAAUUGGGGACAACAUUAAAAAAAAUAAUGACCUUAUAGCAAUAAAACAAUAUUGAAUCAGAUUAUUUAUUAUGGUUUAAGAAGGAGGAAAAAUAUAUCAUUACUGAAUAAGGCAUUAAAAUAGAGACAUUUCAAUUUUUAAGAUUUUCUCUCAAUUAAUCUGAUGAUAAAAAUAUUGAGGAAUAGAAAUGCUUCAAUGAUAAAUAUGGAUAAUUCAAGGAAAUUAAAGCAUUUAAAGGUUAAACUGAGCCAAUCAUUUUGCAGAUCAAACAUAAUAAUUUUAUCAUUGUACAUAUAAGAGAAAAGUAUUAAUAUAUUUAUCACAUUUCACUUGAUAAAGAGAAGAAUCCUAAAUUGGUUUUUUAAGGAAAACAUAAUGUCAAAGCAAAAAUUUUAGUUGAUAAAUACUUAGAACUAUUUUAUGUAGUUUUCUAAGGUGAAGACUAAUUCUUAAUAUCUAUCUAUCAUAUUAAUGAUCUCUUGCAAAAAGUAGAAAAACUAAAACAAUCUCAGUAUCCACUUAAUAAUAAUAACUUUAUCAACCAAAUCGAUUACAUCACUCUUUACAACAGAGAGAUUUUAUUAUUGUUUAAAUAAAGAACUGCAGUCAUAUUUUACUAAAACUUGAGUACCUAUUAAGUUGUUAAUCUGCAAAAACAAAAGAAGUUAUUUUAUUACACUCAAUUCCCAUACACUGAUACUGUAUUAUUGAUGAUUGAAACAGAAAACAAUGAGUUAAUUUUAUUUUAGAAUAAGCAAAACGCUAUUCAAAAUUUAAACAUCAACUUUUAAAUCAGCUUAAAUAAAAUUAAGAUGCUCUCUUUAGAAUCAAUUUAGAAAAUGUUUCUCCUUGAUUUGAUAUAGGAUUUACCUAAUCUCUAAGAGUUUUGUUUUUGGGAUUCAAAUGAUUAUGAAGUAGUAAAAUUGUUAAUCAUUGGAUCUCAAUAAACAGAGGAAGCUACAUCAGCUAUAAUUUUCUGUCUAAAAUACAAGCCUGUUUUUGUUAUAGGAAUUAUCAAAUAUUUGGAAUACUAUUGCUUUUUAAUAGAUUAAGACUUUAAAUAACUAAUCAAUUCAGUUUUUGAAUUAAUACCUGGCUAUCUGAUUGAUAAUCUUACUUAUGAAAUAGCUCAAUAUCCAAACUACAUAAAUUAUCUCAAAUAAUAUCAUAUAAUUUAUAAUAUGGGGAAUGCUUUGUAAUAUGACUGA